Molecule: messenger RNA, 4270 nt
Organism: Schistocerca cancellata (South American locust)
Lineage: Eukaryota; Metazoa; Arthropoda; Insecta; Orthoptera; Acrididae
Exons: 2
Coding region: 574-2514 (646 amino acids)
Molecular function (GO): NAD+ poly-ADP-ribosyltransferase activity
Source: RefSeq, a predicted model, not a curated record
UCUGAAGGUCGCGUCAACAAGCAGCCAGAUAGUAUUAUCCAGUACCGCAUUACGCUGAUUUGCCUGCAUCCAUUAAGACGCUGAACUGCGAAGCAGUAAUUCGUUAUUUAUUAUGAACACAUCAGCGACGUUAAACUUCGCAAUACCGUUUUCAGAUACCGAGUAAUUUAUUAUACCGAUGGAAUACCUAAUGUUGUUAUGAAAGUUACGGUACACUUACUGUUAGUUUUGUAUUACCAAAAUACCUUUUUUUAGUAACUAGUUAAACAGGUAUAAUUUUUUAUCCCAUUAAAGAACAUUGAAAACUCUUUUAUACUUUUCCAUACCAAAAGACGAAAGCAAGGGAAAAGCAGCGGGUAUUAGAAUGUUGCAUGUUUCCCGGAAUCAGUGCAUUACAUGUUUUUAUGGGGGAAGCUCCAAUGUAUCGUCACAGCAGGGGAAUCCCGUAACAUACAGAGGCUGCCUUAGGAGUCCGGAGAGCUGCGUGACAGCGCAAGUGGUUCGAGGGAGUGCUGCGGAACAGGAAGCUGAUUGGUACAGAAUUAAAUACGCAGAAGAUAAGUUACAAGUACUAUGGAUAUACAAAAUAUAUGUAUUCAAGAAGCUUCUCGGAAACCUGAUGUAAAAGACACAUACCUGGAAGACAACACCAAGUUUGUGAAUCGUGAAAGCAGCUCACAAAGCUGUUUACUGUCAGGUGUGGACAUAGUUGUACAACAACUGAGAGAAGCACAAGGCUAUAAUAAAGCAAACAUACAAUCUGGUCUGGAUCAGUGUGUAACAUUAUUGAAGGGAAAAGAAGAUGAGAUGUCUGCAGAUCCACCAACAAAGAAGUUAAAAACGGAACACAAAUUACAGACUGAAGGAAUUGUUGCAAACAGCGUAGAAGAUUUUCAUGUUUGUACUCAGUCAGAUAAGAAGUCAGAAAGUAAUAUAAAUGAGCAAGAGUCUCAACAGUCAGUUACUGGCUUUCGUCUUAAUAUAACUGCAGAUUUAUUUCAUGAAGACAACAGUAAUGAUGAUCAAAAUGCUUUAAGCAAGAAAACAAUAACAAGUGAAGUGUUUCAUAACAAAAUUGAUUGCUCUUCUACAGUUGGGAAAAGAAAGAUAAAUGAAGCUGAAGAGGAAGCAGCAUAUAAUGGACUAACAAAGAGCAAAAUGUCCAUAGUGGACAAUCAAGAAGAGACACUGUUUCCCAAGUCACUUGGAAAAUUCUGUGGUCAAGAAAUGCAAGGUGUGAAGCCAGUCUCCGUAGGCCAGGAAGUACUAAUAAGUGUAACCAAGAGGCCAGUCAAUGAUAAUUCAGGCACGGACUAUCCUCAAAAGGAAAUAAUCACGUUGGAAGAUCAAAAUCAAAAGCCUCGGAAUAAGGAAACAACCACACUGAAUGAAGCACUUUAUGGGAAAAAUAAUUGCUCAUGUACAGCAAAAGAAAUCAAUAAAUCAGAAAUUGAAGAUGGUUCAGAAAGAAAUGAAACAGCUUCUGAUGAAUCAGGCCCAGGAAGUUCUGUGAAAGAAAUUGCUGUUCUGGUAACUGAGGAUAAAAAUCAGAAUGUGGAAAAUAGGGGAAUUACAAAGCCACUGUGCGAGGAAUUCAUCUCAAAUGACACAUUCACAAUGAACCAACUGAGUCCAGAAGAAGAAGGAAACAAUGAGACGCCAUCGGACAUAAUACUAACACCUAAUGAAGUACAUGAUGAAGAAAAUCACUGCAUGCUUCCACCUGAGACAUCAUCAGAUGCGAUAGUAGCACCUAAUGAAGUACAUGGUGCAGAAAACCAUGGCUUACUUUUGGUUGAAAAAGGAAAUGAGGAAGUGGCAGACAGUGCAGAAAAUAAAUCAGACAGUGCAGAAAAUAAAUCAGAAAAGAGUCUUCAUAUGAUCGUCUUUGAACAAGAAAUAUCCUGGACAGCCUUAUUACAGGAUGAAGUAUUCAAAUUAGUUGAUAUUUCUUGUAUUAGUGCUAAAUACAGUAUGAUAAAAACAUUGUUUCAGGGUACUACACAAAAGCAUUUUAAUAUCACCAAAAUAGUUGAAGUGCAAAAUCCUUUUUUGUAUAGUUAUUAUCUUUUGAGAAAAGCAGAAAUGAUGUCCAGAUAUGGUCAUAUUAAAGAAGAAUAUCUCUUCCAUGGUACUAAAAUCAAAAAUAUUUCUUCAAUCUGUGAAGAAAAUCUUGACUGGAGAAAACAUGGAUCUAUAAUUGGAAAUAUCUUUGGGAAAGGGGUCUCACUGACUCCUAUUUCAUGUUAUGCAAGUCAUUACUCAGACAAAAAUAUGGUGGAAAAAAUUAUGUUCGUUUUCCGAGUCAUCAUAGCAGAUGAAACUGAGGGAAAUCCAGACAUGGUUUUACCACCUUACAAAGAUGAAUUAAGAAAACUGAGGUAUGACACUACAGUCAAGCCAAACCGUCAAGUUAUUGUCAAAUUUUCAGAUAAUGAGUUUUAUCCUGCUUAUGUGGUGUAUUACACUGGAAAAUAUAAGUCUCGUAAGUCUCGUAAGUGCAUCAGACUUUGAUACUUCAGCAUAACAAGAUAUAUAUCAGUCCUUUGUUAUUUCCUACUGAAAAACUGAUGAAUCUCAAUAAAAUAGUUAUUUGUCAUGAAAUUAUUACAUUACUGCAUCUCCUAUAGUUUUUUUAAAAAAUAAAAAGAAGAAAAGAUAGAGAGAGGCCCAUAUUAUUUUGGAUGUUAGCAACAAAUAUUUAGUUUGUUAAUUUUACAUGACUCCUGCAAAUUAUAAUGUCAUAUUGCAAUGAAUUUCUUUAUUUUUCCAUUGGACAUUUUAAUUUGUUUUUAUUAAGAAGCCUUUUUUCUUAUUUUCAAAAGAAAUAAAAAUCAUGUCAAUUUAAUGUUAUUUUCAAAAGAAAUAAAAAUCAUACCACACUUUAAUUUUAUGAAACAUAAUUACAGUGUAGCUUGUCAACUGGAUGCUCCUAUACCUUACAUUGGUAGUUCAUCAGGAGGGAUUUUUUUCAAAUAUUUUUAUAAGUAAUAAUUUGGACUGCUUCUUGUGACAAAUUUGCUUCCAUCUCCUUACGGACUUUAACUGUUGUUAUCCUGUCAGCAAUGGCUAGUUUAGCUUAAGCUGCCAAAUAACACCUCAUUGUCAUAAUGUGCACACACACCUCACAUGAAACAGAAAAACACAGGUGCAUUAGUAACAUGAAAUACCAAACAGUAUUAAGAAACAUCGUUUAGAUGAAUUACAACAGUGUAUUAAUUACUGAUGCAAUUACCCAUCCCAAUACAUAAGAAAUAUGAUAAAGGUGAUAAGAUUAAAGUUAGAGUUUUACUCUAUACAAUUAUAAUUCCACUAAUAGUGUUUAUCUAUAUUUAUUUAUUUCUCCUGUGAAUUAUUGUUGUACAACACAUGCACAUGGUGAUGCACAACACAUGCAUUAUAAAAUCCAGAUAGUGGGUGCGGUAAAACAGGCACCAAGAUCAUGACUGUCAUGUUAUAGAGCAUGCUCUGCAACAGGAUAUCGGUUGUUGUCGGGAUAUACCCUCUGCCUAUGCCCGUUCAUCCCAACUGACAACGUGGUAGUCAUGCCAAUGUAAAAGGCCGAAUGGUUUGUUUUUCUUCAGCACAAUGGCAUAUACUAGCAGGACAAUGCAAUAUGUCCCAUAGCUUCCAGUGUAGGUGCAUGAUUUGAAGAGUACUGGGAUGAGUUUACCAUCUCCUGGCCACCAGACUCCCUGGAUUUGAACAAAAUCAAGAAUAUGGUUGUUCAGGCCAUGGAUCCUUGACUAUGAAACCUAGUGCAUCUAGCCACGGCACUGGAGUCGGUAUGGUUCCAUAUACCUGUUAGUACCUUCUGGAAGCUCACUGACUCUCUUCCUGGAUAUGCAUGCUGCAAAAGAUAGUUAUUUAGGCUGUUGACAGGUGGUCACAUUUAAUGGGACUAGAUCAUGUAGAAUUUUGUCAGCAGUAGUUUCCCAGAAGACUAUAGAAGCUACAGAAGUUUUUUAUUUUAUUUAUUUUAUUCAGAGUGGGUUUGUUGAUACUUUGAAAUAGCUUUCUCACAGUACUUCCGUACUAAUUGUUGAAUAUAUAUGCAACUUCUUGUAAAUUAGGGACUCUGUUGUGGAUUUCUGUUGUGCUUUAACACUUGGAAGGUAACUGAUUUGUGUAAUUUUUUUCUGAUACUGCACAAUGCCUUUACUUUGCUUGAGGAUGUUGGCACAUAGUAGCCAUUAGCAAUUUGCUUUGCUUGUGAUAUAACUUUCUUAAGGAUUUUAACAUAUUACUUAAUCUUUCUCUCUUGAGAGAG